AAUUUGGGGAAUAAUUGCAAAUUUUGGUUGGUUUCUAACAAUCUUCAAGGUGAAAAAAAUGCAGGAAAUGGUUUGUUUCUCUUUGGAAUGGCUACCAGAUGGAAAGACUUAAAUUUUCUUGGCUUAGAUAUUAAUGAAAAGCUUGUAAGGCGUUGUCUCGACUCUGUUCAUAAAUCUGGUUUAACAAAUGGAUACUUCAUUGCAACAAAUGCAACAUCGACAUUUCGGUCCAUUGUUUCCAGUUACCGAGGAAAGUUGGUUCUUGUUUCAAUACAGUGUCCAAACCCUGAUUUCAAUAAACAAGAGCAUAGAAGGAGAAUGUUACAGAGGUCACUUAUAGAGGCAAUAUCCGAUCUUCUUACUGCAGGUGGAAAGGUUUUUCUGGAAUCUGACAUAGAAGCAGUUGCUGUGAGGAUGAAACAACAAUUUAUGAUGUAUGGCAAGGGUAAACUUGCAGUUCUAAAUGAUGAAGAUGAUCCUAAUAUUGGUCAAGACGGGUGGCUUGAGGAGAACCCUUUCAGCAUUCUGUCAGAUUGGGAACAGCAUGUCAUCAAUCGAGAGGCACCCAUGUACAGAAUAAUGAUAUCAAAAACUGAUCAAUGUUAAGGAAGCAACUUUGGGUUG
Messenger RNA from Telopea speciosissima, 624 nucleotides. RefSeq names its product tRNA (guanine-N(7)-)-methyltransferase-like. The transcript has 5 exons. The coding region runs from base 88 to 606 and encodes 172 amino acids. NCBI's taxonomy places the organism in Eukaryota, Viridiplantae, Streptophyta, Magnoliopsida, Proteales, Proteaceae. The record is from RefSeq and is a predicted model, not a curated record. Gene Ontology annotation, molecular function: tRNA (guanine(46)-N7)-methyltransferase activity. Gene Ontology annotation, biological process: RNA (guanine-N7)-methylation; tRNA methylation. Gene Ontology annotation, cellular component: tRNA methyltransferase complex.